Messenger RNA from Saprolegnia diclina VS20, 729 nucleotides. RefSeq lists its product as hypothetical. The record is from RefSeq and is a predicted model, not a curated record. NCBI's taxonomy places the organism in Eukaryota, Oomycota, Saprolegniomycetes, Saprolegniales, Saprolegniaceae. The transcript is spliced from 3 exons. Bases 1 to 729 code for a protein of 242 amino acids. Gene Ontology annotation, molecular function: 3'-5'-RNA exonuclease activity.
AUGGCUGGGCUUUACCCGCGUCACCUUCGAUCGCUGGCCGCAGCCUCGGACACGCCUUCGUUCACCAUCGUCCAGUUCAACGUGCUCGCGGAUGGGCUAAGUGGUCUCCGCGACGACCUCGGCGGCUUUACGCUCGCACCGCCCGGGUCCUUGGCGUGGGCCCAUCGCCGGCAGCCUCUUCUCGAUGAGAUUCUGCGCUUCGCACCCGACAUUGUGUGCUUGGAAGAAGUCGACCACUUUUACGACUGGUUCGAGCCGCAGCUCGCCGCGCAAGGCUACACUGGCGUCUUUGCGCCCAAGCCCCACUCGCCAUGUCUCCAAGUCAGCGACCAGCGCGAUGGCUGUGCCGUGUUUGUCAACACUCGUUUUCGCAUCGUCCGCCACGAUGUGCUCUCGUACGCCUGCUACGUCCCGCCCGAUACGACGACGCACCAGCCGCAAAACCAAGUCGCUCUCCUUGUCGAGCUCGCGCUUCACGACUCGACGCACGAGGUGCUCGUUGCCUGCACGCAUCUCAAGGCCGCCAAGGACGCGGCUGGCGAAGCUAUCCGGACCCAAGAAGCUGCCAUGCUCUGCCGUGCCCUCAGUGCCAAGCAAGGCGCUGGCCAUGCGAUUGUAGUGUGCGGUGACUUUAACGCAGUAUCGCUUCCGACGCCCGCGAUGCCUGCGACGACGUACGCGACCAUGGUCGAGGACUAUGGGUAUGCCAUCAAGCUCGUCCAGCACUGA